AUGUUGUCCCCGCCGAGAGGCUGGACGCCGUCGCAGAACGGGCGGGUGCUCAGGGUCGCCGUGCCGGUGAAGCACGGGUUCAAGCAGUUCGUGGACGUCGUCAUCAUCUCCGAGAACUCGACGACGCCGAAGAUCACCGGGUACUGCAUCUACGUGUUCAACGAGGUGAUGAAGAACCUGUCCUACCCGGUGAGCUACCAGUACGUGCCGUUCCCCGACAGCCCGGACUCGUACGAGAUGCUGGUGGACCAGGUGAGUGGGAAGAAGGCGGACAUCGUGGUCGGGGACGUGACGAUCACGGCGAGCAGGAUGGAGGAGGUGGACUUCACGAUGCCGUUCACGGAGUCCGGAUGGGCCAUGGUGGUGGCGACGGAGCCGGACACGAGCGGCAGCAUGUGGAUCUUCCUGCAGCCGCUCACCACCAGCCUUUGGCUCGCCAGCCUUGCCUUCUUCUGCUUCACCGGCUUUGUCGUGUGGGUCAUCGAGCACUGCGUCAACCCGGAGUUCCGCGGCACGCCGUCGCAGCAGUUCGGCCUCAUCUUCUACUUCGCCUUCUCUACCCUCGUCUUCUCACACAAAGAGAAGCUGGAGAGCAACCUGUCGAGGUUCGUGGUGAUCAUAUGGGUGUUCGUGGUGCUGAUCUUGACAUCGAGCUACACAGCGAGCCUGACGUCGAUGCUGACGGUGCAACAGCUCCGACCGAUAGUGACAGACGUGAAGGAGCUCCAGAGGCGCGGUCAGUACGUCGGGUACCAGGAGGGCACCUUCAUCAAGCCAAGGCUCAAGAAGAUGGGCUUCGACGAGCGAAAGAUGAGAAAGUACAGCUCGGAGGAGCAGCAUGCCGACGCGCUGUCCAAGGGCUCGGCUAACGGCGGCGUGGACGCGGUGUUUGAUGAAAUCCCGUACCUGAAGUUGUUCCUGUCGCAGCACUGCGACGGGUACAUGCAGGUGGGGCCUGUGUACAAGACAGACGGCUUCGGGUUCGUCUUCCCAAGGGGGUCGCCCAUGACAGGGGAUGUGUCGCGGGGGAUCCUGAACCUGGCUGAAGGGGACACGAUGGCGCAGAUCGAGAAGGCGUGGUUCGGCGAGCCCGGCACUUGCCAGAAUGCGCUGGGCGGCAUCGGCAGCGUCGGCGGCUCGUCAAACCUCAGUUUCUGGAGCUUCGGCGGGCUAUUCCUCAUCACCGGCGUCGUCUCCAGCCUCAUGCUGCUGCUCUACCUCGCCAUCUUCGCCUACCGUGAGCGCGAGGAGCUCCGGGAGGCCGAGGGGAGGGCUGAGGUUGAGGCCGGCUCCGGGAGCGUGUCGGUGCGGAGGCUGCGCGCGUGGCUGCAGCACUUCGAUAGGAAGGACCUCAAGUCACCCACCUUCAAGGUGUGGAACGACGAGUCCGUAAGAAACGGCAGUGACUUUGCGGGUAGGACGCCAAGAUGGAAUGGCAGCGCUCGUGACGCUAGUAUGACGCCGAGGGCCAGUGGGGAGGAACACGCAAUGGAAGGGACGACCCCGCUGAGCGUGCACAUCAGCUCCGAGAUGAACGCCGGCUCUUCGACGGAGAGGACACCAGUGUCGGAGAUCAGUGAGUCAUUCGAGAAGAGGAUCGAGGGGGCAACAACCGCUAUAUGGAGGUGA
Triticum turgidum subsp. durum (durum wheat) is the source of this 1629-nucleotide messenger RNA. Lineage: Eukaryota; Viridiplantae; Streptophyta; Magnoliopsida; Poales; Poaceae. The record is from the annotation of a GenBank genome assembly.